CAAAAAAAAUAUCUUAUAAUGAUGAUGAUCAUUAUUCAUUAGUGUAAUGUAAUGCCAUUUUGCAUUAAUUUUGAAACUUAUUUUAAAAAUCAGAAUUUUACUGGUUUCAAGAAUGUAAAGAGUGACCGCUAACGUUUCGUGUAAAAAAAUCGUCGCCCAGUCAUACACAGUAAGUCGUAAGUAAGAGGACGGUGAGAGGCGGGCAAAAGCGAUCGAUAGGACGAGCGGCGCGGCGCUGCAGUCGGCAAACCGGCUGCCUGAUGCCGUCGCGGUCGACUCGGUUGUGCUAAGCCUGGAGCCGAGCGCCGGAGCCGAGCCGCGCCGAGCGAACACCGCGCGCCGUGCGUCGCGUCCGCUGCCGCCACCGCACCGUCUCGACUCGCCGCCGCGGCGGCACUUCGCCAGCGCCUCUCCGGCACUCCGGCGAGCACUCGCGUCGCGAUUCGACGCGUGACGCGACCAUGCGCGGCGAUCGCGCCGCCCGCGACAACCGUCACAACAAGGAUCACGACAACCUAAAAUCGUCUCUCAAAAAAGGAAGCAAAUCAAAAAAACACAGAGUCGUUUUUGACGAGAGCGCGAAUGAAUUUUUCGAAGCGGAUUACAUUAUUGUCGUACGCGAUGAGUGCGGGUAUUCAGAUGAAGGCGAGAGCGAAGAGUGCUCGGGUUGUGGGGCGUGCGAGCAGCGUUACCAGGAGCCGGAGCCCGGGGCGCUCAGCCCGCCGGAAGGGUACAAGGAUAUGGGGCUGUUCAACAGGGAUGGCACGUUGCGAGAGCAGGCGUGGUGGGAGACUGGUGACGUGCUGCUGGUGGGCGAGCGCUCGGGCACGGUGUUCACGCCGCAGCACCUGCAGCUGCUGCGGCGGCUGCAGCGGGAGCGGAUGCUGCGGUCCACCAUCUGCGCGGACUGCGACGCACACGCCGCGCUUCACCAGCCGCUCGAAAUGGAGUACGAAUAUGAGGAAGAGGAAGCGAACGAGGCGGACAAAGAGUUGCGGCCGGUAGUUCGGCGCACGGCCAAGCACAUAGCGGCCGGGGAGGAGCGCCCUAGGAUCAACUCUAGCCAGCAGACUACACCUACUGAAGAAUGCCCGUCAGAGAUGUUUAUAGAGGAUAACCAAAUAGAACUGCCUUCUGCGCCUAUAACAAGCGAAGAGAGUGACACGGGAGACGCGGAAGGUCGGCAGUCUUCCGAGAACUCUCCUUCGAGGCAGCGGCGAGGGGGCAUCCUGAAAGGCGGCCGACUCUGGAAAUCGCUCGACAACGACAAGGAUAUUAUCGAACAGAAUGACGACCAGCGUUCAACUACGACGGCUAGCGACGAGGACGGGUCCUUCACGCCGCGCUCAGUGCGUUUCGUCGAGAGGCCCAAGGAGCCGAGUGAAGACGCCUCUUCACAAAAGAGCGAAGUCUCUGCUCGGACGUCCUUGUCUGAUAGUGAAACCUCCACUCAAAAGGACAAUUCAAGUAAUACACAGAGACUUGAAACUCCGCUGAUAGUUUCAACUCAAACAGCGAAGCCCAACUCAGCCGUGCAGCAACUUUUCAAUAGCAGUAGGCCGCCGCCUCCAGCUAUCGAGCCACAGUUGGUUACUUCGGAAACUCUAAGAGCUUGGGACGCCGGUGUCAGGCCUAAGACCGAGGAAGCAGCCGUUCGUCGGGUAGCCGAGAGAAAUGCCCUGCGGUGCUCUCUACUGCGGAGCGAAGCGAGAAAGAAACAACAACCCAAGCAAGAGACAACGUCACUGGCCGAGCGAAUAAGACUCCUCACAUGUGACGUGGAGGACGAAGGCGAGGAGCAGCGCGCGUCGCCGGCCGGCGCCGCGGCCGACAAGUACUGCAGCGGCAGCGACAAGUCCAGCGACAAGUCCUACAACAGCGUCGACCGGAACAACGAGAAGGCGUUCGGCAGCGCCUCGUCAAGUUCCUCAUCGUCCACGCUGUCGGUCACGCCCGCGAUCGGACGCCAGAUACCCCCCGACUUGGGAGAUGUUCAUCAGGAACCGCAGAAGCCUCGUCCGGAGCCUCGAAGACAGUUCCUGUCGACACUAGCGCCCCUGACGGCGUGCGUGGGCAGCGCGGCGCACCACGAGGGCUUCUACUACGUGCCGCCCGGCGAACGCACCUCCGCCUCCACCAACAUCGACCUGCAGGAGCACAGCGACGCUCCGGCGCCCGACGUCGUCGCCGGGACCCCGGGUACGUCUGCCACUAGACACUUGCUGGCGACACUAGCGCCCCUGACGGCGCGCGUGGGCAGCGCGGCGCACCACGAGGGCUUCUACUACGUGCCGCCCGGCGAGCGCACCUCCGCCUCCACCAACAUCGACCUGCAGGAGCACAGCGACGCUCCGGCGCCCGACGUCGUCGCCGGGACCCCGGGUACGUCUGCCACUAGACACUUGCUGGCGACACUAGCGCCCCUGACGGCGCGCGUGGGCAGCGCGGCGCACCACGAGGGCUUCUACUACGUGCCGCCCGGCGAGCGCACCUCCGCCUCCACCAACAUCGACCUGCAGGAGCACAGCGACGCUCCGGCGCCCGACGUCGUCGCCGGGACCCCGGGCGCUGGUGAUGGUGACGACGGCUUAGCAGCGUUCGCGCGCGCCUCCGGCCCGCGGACCGAGCGGCUGCGGCAGCGCUACGGGCACGAGUCGCAGCCGGCGAGCAGCGACGACGAACACGACGAUUACGGAUUCCACCGCCGUCCAGCGGUCCGUGGCAUCGCGAUCAAGCAGCAGCUGGGCGCGUCCGAGGACAUCCUGCAGCAGAUGCAGAACGACCUGCAGCCGUCGCCCGGCGCCGCGCCCGCCGCCGCGCCCGCGCACGCCUGCCAGCGCACCAGCUCCAACUACUCCUGGCCGUACUACUCCGAGGCGAACCUCAACUCGAGGCCGCAGAGCAGGGCCAGUGCCACCUCCAAUUGGUCGCAGAAGUCGUCCGAGUACGUGUCGGGGCGACAGUGCGGCAGCACGCCGGUGCCGCACGGCGACGCGUGCUACGGGCCGGCGGCGGGCGCCGCGUACGCGCCCUACCAGCACCGGCAGGACGCCGUCUACAAGAACUGCUCGCUCUACGCCAAUGUGGGGUAUGUUACUGCCUAA
Messenger RNA from Leguminivora glycinivorella, 3104 nucleotides. RefSeq lists its product as uncharacterized. The transcript has 12 exons. The record is from RefSeq and is a predicted model, not a curated record. NCBI's taxonomy places the organism in Eukaryota, Metazoa, Arthropoda, Insecta, Lepidoptera, Tortricidae. The coding region runs from base 462 to 3104 and encodes 880 amino acids.